UGCGCGCGGCGCCGGGAGACUCCCGCGGCCUCGCCUGCCGGCCUGCGCCCCUCGUCCCGCGCCGCCAGCCAGCCCCGCGGCCUCCUCCGGCCGCUCCCUCGGCCCGCCUGGCCCCGCCAUGGCGCUCAACAAUUUCCUCUUCGCGCAGUGCGCCUGCUACUUCCUGGCCUUCCUGUUCAGCUUCGUGGUGGUGGUGCCGCUGUCCGAGAAUGGCCACGACUUCCGCGGCCGCUGCCUGCUCUUCACCGAGGGCAUGUGGCUGAGCGCCAACCUGACGGUGCAGGAGCGCGAGCGCUUCACCGUGCAGGAGUGGGGCCCGCCGGCCGCCUGCCGCUUCGCCCUGCUGGCCAGCCUCCUCUCGCUGUUGCUCGCCGCGGCGCACGCCUGGCGCACGCUCUUCUUCCUCUGCAAGGGACACGAGGGCUCCUUCCUCUACGCCUUCCUGAACCUGCUGGUCAGUGCCUUCGUGGUCUUCCUGGUCUUCAUCGCCAGCACCAUCGUGAGCGUGGGCUUCACCAUGUGGUGUGACGCUGUCACGGAGAAGGGCACCGUGCCCCACAGCUGCGAGGAGCUCCAGGACGUCGACUUGGAACUGAACGUGGACAACUCUGCCUUCUAUGAUCAGCUCGCGGUCGCCCAGUUCGGCCUCUGGGCCUCGUGGCUGGCCUGGCUGGCCAUCACCAUCCUGGCCUUCCUGAAAGUCUACCACAACUACCGCCAGGAGGACCUGCUGGACAAACUGGUCCACGAGAAGGAGCUGCUGCUGGCCAGGCCGGCCCCCCAUGCCGCCUUCCAGGGCGAGAAGAGCGCCGUCAUCUAGGCCCGGCCCCGGACGCCCCAUCCAGGGCACAUGGCCUGCCCUGGGGCCGCGGCCGGGGCUCUGCCCGGCCCCCCGCGACUUGCAUGCCUCCCCUCGGCACUGCGUGUACUGAGCGACCCCCUCACCAGGCGCCCCGUUCCGAGCCUGAGCGGCGUGGCAGCCGACGGGGGUGGGAGGGCCUCCCCCAGGUGCCACGCGGGGGCAACGGGCCUGUCCCCGUGUCAGCCUGGAGGGACGCCCUCCGGCCAGCAGGCUGGCUGUGGUCCCCCUGCUCCCCGGGCCUCGGCUGGAUGCCAUCUGCGUGAUUUCCUGCAAGGUUCCGUGGCAGCAGCCCGAGUCCCCAGCGUGACCCCACCGGCCCGCGAUGGUCACACUUGUCACUUGCUCCUGAGCCGCGUGUGGACAAGAAUCCCACCACCUGCGAGAAAGAGCCGAGUGUGGGACGGAGCUGCCCUCUGACCCCGGGUGGUCCCCACCCAGGGCUGAGUCCCCUCUGCUCGGCUCCAGAGCCCCUGGGGCCAGACUAGUCUCAGCGCUGGAAGCACAGGCACGGGGGGGCUGGACCUGGGGUCAGGUGGUGGCUUCGCGGGCGUCCUGGGGACUUGCCCGGGGAGGCCCCGGGGGCCCCCGUGCGGGCUGGGCCUGUGCUUGGGGGGCGGAGACAGGGACUCCAGAUGUGGAGGUGCCAUUUCUCAGGGGAGCGGGGCCCAGGUGCCACUGCGGGUGUCUGUGUGCACGGGAGGCACGUGAGGGUGUGCGUGUGUGAUGUGGGCGCACAUGUGGUCAGAGUGUGUGCAUGUGUGUGAGUGUGCACAUGGGCCUGCAUGGCGAGGUGUGAGCGUGUGUGAAUGUGGGUGUGAGUGUGCAGGUGAGCGUGCCCAUGCACAGGUGUGUGGGAGCGUGCAGGUGUGGGUGGAGACCAGAGCAGGCAGCUGUCUGCAACCCCGUCCCCGGGGGCCCCCAGGGCCCCUUGCACCCCAGAGAAGGGGGCUGCCUUCCCAACUCAGGAGGCCCCGAGGGCACGGCCCUGCCCCCUCGGCAGCAGGUGGUGGAGCUGGGAGGGGAGCCGGGACCCUGGAGCUCUGCGACAAGCCACCCGGAGCUGCUUGGCUGUGGACGCCCCUCCUCUAGGGGCUCCCCGGCUUCUGCACCCUGUCCUCCGUGUCCUGUCCGGGAUUGGGGUGCCCGAGGUGUAAGCACGCCCCGCCCCUCCCCUGAGCUUAGUAAAUAGUUUCCUGGUCUGGCCUGCGUGCUAGUUUGCCCCCCACCCUCCAGGGGAAGGUGAGCCCCCAGCUCCCCAUGUCCAUGGCUCUCACCACCGGUGGAUGGUUCAGUCUCCCAAAAAGCGGGGGAACAGGGCGUCCAGAGGCCACGGAUCUGGGCCUGGGUCAAGGUGCCAGGUGUGGCGGGCAGCCCGGGCAGGAAGGCUGCAGGUCACUUGUCAUGACGCUGCUCAGCUGGCACCUUUUGGGAGUGGGGGCUUGGGACCAGGGUGACUGAGGUUCCUGGCAUCUCAGGUGCUCUGGCCCCGGGCCUGGCUGAGAGUUUUGGGAAGAGCAGCAGGGUCCUUGGGGAGGUGUUUUGACAGAACCUGAGGCCCCCGAGGGGAUACGCCCGCCCUAGCCCACUGGCCGUGGGGACCCUGUCCGGCCCCGGAGAGCCCCUGGUCUCCAGCAGAAGGUGGGGUGGCUCUGCCUUGUCCCCCAACAGGUAGCAGCCGUCUGGGCCCUGGAGGGAGGAGCAGGGCCAGGAUGUGGGCUUCCGGAGCCCGAGGCUCUGCUGCGGAUUUGACGCCUGUGGAUGGCCUGGAGCUGAUCUGAGCAGCCCCUUGGUCAGGCGAGCAGAGACCUGCGUGCGCUUACAGGGCCACCUGCAGAGCGGGACUGCCGCUGACACGCUGGCUGGCUGCACCGGCACCCCAGACAUCCCCACCCCGGGGGCUUCUGGGAGAGGCACAGCUGGCCCCGGGGAGGGGGUACUGGGACAGGAGCCGCGCGCCCUUGCAGUGGGCAGGGGACGGACCCUCCGGGGCCGGACAGGAGGGGUGGCCGUGCCUCUGAGGCUCCUGAGGUGGGCGCACCCGAUCGCUUCCAUGAUGCCUUGCUUCUCCCCGCUGCUGUUUGAUAAUGGACAUCCUGUUUUACUUCUA
Molecule: messenger RNA, 2969 nt
Organism: Balaenoptera acutorostrata (minke whale)
Lineage: Eukaryota; Metazoa; Chordata; Mammalia; Artiodactyla; Balaenopteridae
Gene: TMEM179
Product: transmembrane protein 179
Exons: 4
Coding region: 119-820 (233 amino acids)
Source: RefSeq, a predicted model, not a curated record